UUUUAGAUUUAACAGUGUUUUCUAUGUAGGCAGCUUAUUAUGUUUUGAGCAACACCCUUGGAUACCGGGUGUUGUUGUUACUGACAGUAACCGGCUGCAACCGGUUCAGACCGUGUUGAUUUUGCUUCCUCGACUCAAACAGUUGAGCUUCAUCAAACGUGGCGAAAGCUUCCGUUCAACUCUCAAGAUCGUGUUUAGAUUCAAGGACCAGCCAUACCAUCAUUACCCUCUCUAAUAUUGCGUCCAGCAGUAGUAGAAACUAUUUCUGUUGAUGUUUAGGGCGUAUCAAAAAACAUUUGUAAUGUAACGUAUUCUUAAAGAAGCAGGAAGUGGUUUAAAAGUGCACAGCAGUUCUACAGGCAGGUCACUUCAUUCUCUUCUCCAUCCGCCUGAGUGUCAGUCAUGGACAGCACUAAAGUCACUCUGACAGUGAGAGGGAACACAGCAAUGGGUGAGGUGAUCGCAGUAGUUGGCAGUUGUGAAACCCUGGGCAGCUGGUGUCAUCAAAAAGCCGUGACCCUACAGCCAGCAGAGGAGGAUGGCACCCUGUGGAGAGCAACCGUUCAGGUUCCUAGAGGGGGUGAAACCAAAUAUCGCUAUUUCAAGGGAUUCAUUUUGGAAUCUAAGAAUGCAGGUGGGCCAUGUCAAGUCAUAGUCAGUAGAUGGGAGACCCAUCAGCUGCCACGCUCAUUGAGUCCCUCAGAACCAGAGCUUGUGAUUGACGAUGGACAUUUUGGAAUCCAUAGUGGUGUUGAGUGUGUGGACUCUGGCUGGUUGACGUGCCAGACAGAAAUUCGUCUCAGGCUUCAUUACUCUGUGAAACCUCCAGUAUCUAUUACUAAGAAACAAUUUAAGAAAUCACGCUUCAGAUUGAAGCUGAUGCUUGAAGGUUUUGAGGAGGAUGAAGAGGAAAGCCCUUCAUCAUUGCAUAAGAUGACCACUACGCUGGAGACCAGUAUGAUCAGUGACAGCGAUUAUAAGUCUCGUCAUUCCCAGCCAGAAUGUGGAUACGCCCUUGAACCCUCCCAGUGGACCGAAUACAGUAUUCACACCAUGGACCCCGACAACCUAGAGCUCACCUUUGAGUUCUUUGAGGAGGACCUGAGUGAGACCGUGGUUCAGGGUGAUGUCCAUCCAGGCUACGUGGGCACCGCAUGCCUCUUGUCAUCUUCUUUCGUGGAGAGUGGCAAAGAUCAGGGUGUGGUCACACUACCCAUCAUGAGCCGAAAUGCCAGACAGACAAUUGGAAAAGUUAGAGUGGAUUACUUGGUGACACGUCCUAUUCAAGACUUUCAGUGUGACAUGAGGCAGUCUUUUACCAAAUACUGGAAGAAAAGGAGCGCUUUGGAUGUUGGACACAGAGGAGCAGGAAGCACACUUGCUCCCAAACAUCACAAGAUAAGGGAAAACACAAUUGCCUCAUUUCUAAGUGCAGCCAACCAUGGAGCUGCUUAUGUAGAGUUUGAUGUUCAUCUAUCUGAAGAUUUAGUUCCAAUCGUGUACCACGAUCUCACCUGCUGCAUUUCUAUUAAAAAGAAAACUGACAAGAACUCAAUGGUAUUGUUCGAAGUUCCUGUCAAGGAUCUUACGUUUGAUCAACUUCAGCUUUUAAAACUCGUCCACACAACUGCCAUGGAAGUUCAUGACCACAAAGACUUGCAGGAUGAAGAGGUGUAUAUAGAUGAGCACCAGUCUUUCCCUUCCCUUUCACAGAUAUUCCAGGCUGUUCCAGAUCAUGUGGGAUUCAACAUUGAGCUGAAGUGGAUUUCUCAGUUCAAGGAUGGCUCCUGGGAUGGUAAACUCUCCUCCUACUUCAACAUGAAUCAGUUCUUGGAUAUCAUCCUCACCUGUGUGCUGCAGAACGCCGGCAAUAGGAGAAUAGUCUUUUCAUGUUUUGAUCCUGAUGUUUGCACAAUGGUGAGGCAAAAACAGAACAAAUACCCCAUCCUGUUUCUGACACAAGGAGUGACAGACCUCUACCCUGAACUCAUGGACAUCCGCUGUCAGAGCACUAAGAUCGCCAUGAGCUUUGCUCAGAGUGAGAACAUACUGGGAAUCAGUGCUCACACUGAUGAGCUCUUGCAAAACAUGGAGUUCAUCAGAGAGGCUCAGUCUAAAGGGUUGGUGGUCUUCUGCUGGGGCGACUAUAACAACGACCAUGAGAACAGGAUGAAGCUGAGGGAACAGGGCAUUGAUGGCCUCAUAUACGACAGAAUCUGUGAUGACAAACUCGAGCAGCCAAACAUCUUCAAAGUAGAGGAACAGGGUGGAACUCUAAAGGAGGUCAUUCAAACAUGUGCCUGCUCCUCCUACAGCAUUCCCUGCUCCUCCAUGCCGUGUGCAGGAAAAGCCCAGGAGGCCAACGGGGAGUCAGAUUCCGGCCUCAGUUCCUCUUGAGACCCACACAGCCAGUCCACCUUCACUCUAUGUCUGUAAUCUUCCAACAAAGCACCAGAACUAAGGCACAAAUGCACUCCGUCAUUAAGCCAAGCUUAAGCCUGAGAUGUUUUAGAGUAUAAUCGUGUAAAGAAUGAUAUUGGGGACAAUUACACAACGCUAACUUCCACAAAGGCAGUAUUUUUGCUUAUUUAGCCAAUUUGCUGUAUAUUGUGAUGGAAAAAAGCUGUAUAGAAUGAGUAAUAUUUGUUUUAUAAUUCUUAAUAUUCUGUUGAGAGUUUCUAGGGAACACCUGGUUUUUUUCUCUUCAAGUAUUUAUCGAUUUCUUUAUCUGCGGAAUCAGUAUUGAACGUUAACACAGUAUAGUAUUUCAAUUUCUUGAACAACAAAAAUGGAGGAUUAUUAUGCCAUACAAAUAAGACUGAAUAAUUCAAAUGAUUUAAAAGCUAUCAAUAGCUAUUGCAUUUCAGUAGCUAAGAGUGAGGCCUGCCUCUUUAAAAUCUCAGAAGACACUUGUGACUUGAACAUGUUCCUCCCCUGUAUAUAAUUAUCUUUUCACUACUAUAUCCAUCCACAAAUUAAUUCUCAAAUGAAACUCUGAUGAUUUCAGCAGAACAAAAUUGAAUCUUCUUUUUAUUCAGAUGUGCGGUUGACAUGAGCUCUUCACUGUAAAUGGGUAUAUAUUUGAAUGAAUGUGCCUCGUUAAACCUGUAUAUGCUGCUGAGUGUCAGUGUGAUCUUGUCUCUCAGCAGAUAUUUAUUCUGCUUCUCCUCACUACAGGGCAGUGAAAUCAUGCAUGUUUGCUGUUCAAUGCCACACUGGUCUCCAGCAACUUGCUGUAUGAAUCCACAUUCAAUGUUGUGGAUGUCACCAUGCCAACAUAAACCAGAACAACGCUCUGAGAGCCAGAAUAAACAUAUUUAUUAUCAAUGAAA
Molecule: messenger RNA, 3332 nt
Organism: Sinocyclocheilus rhinocerous
Lineage: Eukaryota; Metazoa; Chordata; Actinopteri; Cypriniformes; Cyprinidae
Product: glycerophosphocholine phosphodiesterase GPCPD1-like
Exons: 20
Coding region: 403-2397 (664 amino acids)
Biological process (GO): glycerophospholipid catabolic process
Molecular function (GO): starch binding; glycerophosphocholine phosphodiesterase activity
Source: RefSeq, a predicted model, not a curated record